Messenger RNA from Mastomys coucha (southern multimammate mouse), 3770 nucleotides. RefSeq names its product fibrinogen like 2 (gene Fgl2). The record is from RefSeq and is a predicted model, not a curated record. The transcript is spliced from 2 exons. The coding region runs from base 93 to 1385 and encodes 430 amino acids. NCBI's taxonomy places the organism in Eukaryota, Metazoa, Chordata, Mammalia, Rodentia, Muridae.
UGCGCCCGCCCUUUUCUGGGAACACAGAACGCCUGAGUCAGGCAGCGGUGGCUAUUAAAGCGCCUGGUCGGUUGGGCUACGGCACCGCAAGGAUGAGGCUCCCUGGCUGGCUGUGGCUGAGCUCUGCGGUCCUCGCUGCCUGCAGAGCGGUGGAGGAGCACAACCUGACCAGAGAGCUGGAGGAUGCGAGCGCCCAGGCUGCCUGCCCCGCGAGGCUAGAGGGCAGCGGGAGGUGCGAGGGGAGCCAGUGCCCCUUCCAGCUCACCCUGCCCACGCUCACCCUCCAGCUCCCGGGGCAGUUCGGCAGCAUGGAGGAGGUGCUCAAAGAAGUGCGGACCCUCAAGGAAGCAGUGGACAGUCUGAAGAAAUCCUGCCAGGACUGCAAGUUGCAGGCUGACGACCAUCGAGAUCCCGGCGGGAAUGGAGGGAAUGGAGCAGAGACGGACUAUCGAGUCCAGGAACUGGAGAGUCAGGUGAACAAGCUGUCCUCGGAGCUGAAGAAUGCGAAGGAGGAGAUCCAGGGGCUGCAGGGGCGCCUGGAGACGCUCCAUCUGGUAAAUAUGAACAACAUCGAGAACUACGUCGACAACAAAGUGGCAAAUCUAACCUUUGUGGUCAACAGUUUGGAUGGCAAGUGUUCCAAGUGCCCCAGCCAAGAACACAUCCAGUCACAGCCGGUUCAACAUCUAAUAUACAAAGAUUGUUCUGACUACUACAUGAUAGGAAGGAGAAGCAGUGGGACCUACAGAGUUACACCUGAUCACAGAAAUAGCAGCUUUGAGGUCUACUGCGACAUGGAGACCACGGGUGGAGGCUGGACAGUGCUGCAGGCUCGCCUUGAUGGCAGCACCAACUUCACCAGAGCAUGGAGAGACUACAAAGCCGGCUUUGGAAACCUUGAACGAGAAUUUUGGCUGGGCAACGAUAAAAUUCAUCUUCUGACUAAGAGUAAGGAAAUGAUCUUGAGAAUAGAUCUCGAAGAUUUUAAUGGUCUCACACUUUAUGCUUUGUACGAUCAGUUUUAUGUGGCUAAUGAAUUUCUCAAAUACCGAUUACACAUUGGUAACUAUAAUGGCACGGCAGGGGAUGCCUUACGUUUCAGUAGGCAUUACAACCAUGACCUGAAGUUUUUCACUACCCCAGACAGAGACAAUGAUCGGUACCCCUCUGGGAACUGUGGGCUCUAUUACAGCUCAGGCUGGUGGUUUGAUGCAUGUCUCUCUGCAAACUUAAAUGGCAAAUAUUAUCACCAGAAAUACAAAGGUGUCCGUAAUGGGAUUUUCUGGGGCACCUGGCCUGGUGUAAGCCAGGCACAGCCAGGUGGCUACAAGUUCUCCUUCAAACAGGCCAAAAUGAUGAUUAGACCCAAGAAUUUCAAGCCAUAAAUUGUUAGUGUUCCUCUCUCUGGGCACUCAUUAUCUAAGAGGACAAUGAAUUCCUUCAGCCCUUUACCAUAUGCCUCAGUUUAUAUUCUUUUCCUAUGGCUAAAUAUUUCCUUUACAGCUUUAUAGCUCUUAAAAUGAAGCUGAAGAUAUCUAAAAAGACUCCUUUGUUGCUGUUAUAUGAGGAGUGCUUGAAAGCACUGGAAAUAUUGACAAUUAUACAUUAUAAUUGCAAAACCUUUCACUUUUAAUAGUUGAAAGGUUUCCCACUAUUUUUAUUAUUUUUAUAAUAUAAAAACUAAAUUUUUCAGCAAGCUAAAUUCUAUAUACACAAGUUUUAUUUUCACUAGGGCUAAAUAUACACAUUUGAAAAUAUACCAGUCUUUUCAGGGUACAGUCACUCAUGUAGCCAAGAACUGUAGUAUUAUCUUUGGUCUAAGAAGAACUUAAAGAAUUUUAGUUCUCAAAAAGAAGGAUGGGGAUGCGAUUGGGGGACAGGGAUAAUAUGUAUAGCUAAAUUUAUUCAUCUAAUGCAAACUGUGGCAUUAAAAUACCUUAAAAUGUGGUAGCAUACUAUAUGUCUCUUCCCUCUCCUAUUGGAAAAUAUUGGAGCCAUUGACUUUGUUCCAUGGUAUUUCACUGGCUGUUUGUAGCCUGUUAGACCCUGACACAGUAGCUGCUUUAUCCCUCCCUCUGCUCUCUAUGCACAAUAGUUUGUGAUGUAAGGUGCUAGACUACUGUAAGGCUUCCUUGGGGAAAGGCAUGGUAAGGAAAAAAAGACCAUUUAUUUAUACUUUGAAAGCCCAUCCUAUACCCAAAGCAAUACUAUUGUUGAGGAAUCAACUUCCUGGGAAGCUGACUUUUCUAGAACAAAUUUAUUUAUUAUGAUGAAUUUUGUAAUAAUAGUUCAAAUAUUAUACAUUUUAAUCCUAAGUAGUCAAUUGCUUAUUUCAUUCUCAGAAAUUCAAAGGAUAUAUACAAUUUUAGCUAAAUGUAAGUCCCUGGAAUUCCUUAAUUGUGGAUGCCAAGGGUCACAUUAAAAAGCUUUGGAGGCAGUUUCACUUUAUCUUUGUGAAAAGGGACCACUUCAGAGAGAAACAACCAGCUGCACAUUGAAAAGUGCUCUUGAGUAGAACUUGAAGUAUUGCAUGCAGUCAGUCAUAUGGAGUAACUGACUGUACAGUAUGCACUGUUUAAGCAAGAACUUUGAUUUUUAAGUUUUGGUGUAGUUUCUAAUAUACUGACCAAGCUUUUGAAAUAUAUGCACAAAGAUUAUUUUUAAAAUAUAAUUAGGGAGUACAGUUAUUGAGUUGACUACUUAAAUAUUCAAAUAUGUAGCCACUGUAAAAAAAAACUUUAAAAAGAGCAAGAUAUUAUUUUAAAAACAUGCAACAUGAAGUUUUCAGGUGAAUACAAUGACAACUAAGCUAUUAAUAAUAUAAUUAAAUUGCCAGAGUAAGGUAAAUGCAUACUGAAUUAAAUGACCAAAAUGUGAAACAUAGAUUUCAAAGACUUUACCUACUUGGUAAAAUAUUGAAUGUAAGUGGCAAUAACUAAUUUUAUUUCUUUUUGCUUUUUAAAAAAGGCUAAGAAGAGUUUGAUAUUAUACAAUUCAUGUGUUUCAAAUCCUGUUUAUUAUAUGUAGCCAUAUAAGUCUAAUGACAUUUCCAUAAUGAAAAUGGAUUUAUUAUAGCAAAAAUACUAUUUAUUCAUCCUUAGUGUGUCCUUUUCAGAAUAACAGUGAAUCCAUAUAAAUGUCUUUGCACUUUCAAUGGAUCUGAAUGUUGUUUUCUAUUAUAGUCUUAGGAUAUUUUUCUAAUGAUUUCUUUAACACAGAAAUUUAUUUUUGGAAUCAUUUUCUGCCACUAACUUUGAUAAUCUUCAACCUGUUUAUUGAAAUAGUCCUUAGCCUUAGCAGUUUACUAAUAUAUGCAAAUGCUCGUAAAUGUACUCUAUUUGCAAAUAUGCAUUUUUAGAGUCUUUGUUUCAUUUGGGUGACUAGCACUGAUCUUAUUUAUCACUUUAUUGCUAAACAUUAUUAUCCUUUAAAAAUGCUGAGUGGAACUAAUUUCUUAGGAACCCAGUUGAUUUACCUAUCACUAAAUGAGAAAGCCAUCUUUCUGAGAAGUAGGAACGCAGCAAGUGUGUUCAGCUCUCUGGCGGGCAGGACUUGUGUGCAAAGCCCAAGAAGCAUUGGAAUCACGGUAUUGGCUGGUCCCGGAUUUUCAGUAGCUGUCCCUCACCCCUCAAAAAGUUUUCAAGAUAGAAUGGAUAUAUGUAAUUUCCAUAAACCCUUGUUUAAGAUUUAUUUUCCUUGAUGUAUAAUUAAGGUUAUGUUUCAUGUCUCUUUAAAGCCUUGUAAAAUAAAAGAUUUAAUCUUCAUAUCUA